Messenger RNA from Cimex lectularius (bed bug), 2557 nucleotides. Its product is annotated as MAM and LDL-receptor class A domain-containing protein 2-like. The transcript has 10 exons. The coding region runs from base 408 to 2342 and encodes 644 amino acids. NCBI's taxonomy places the organism in Eukaryota, Metazoa, Arthropoda, Insecta, Hemiptera, Cimicidae. The record is from RefSeq and is a predicted model, not a curated record. Gene Ontology annotation, cellular component: membrane.
GAUUGUAUGUAUUAGGUGAUAAAUGCGGAAAAGCAAGUUUGUUCUUUUAAUUUUCUUAAUAAGCUGACAUAUUUCCUAGAUCACAGUUUGGAAAAGAUAGUUCUAAUCACAGAAAUACUUUGCACUUUAGUUUCUAUGGGUAGAACUAUCUUUUUCAAAAAAUGAAUUGAUAUAUUCACCCCUCAAAUCAUUUCUAUUCCCUAGAUCUUCUCAGAUUAUGGAAAAAUUAGAGUCUACUAAAAUCUUGAAUUCCAUUUUUAUGAAAUAAUUUUGACUAAAUGAUAAAAUAACAUAAUAGCAUUCAAUGAAUGGACAAUAUCUACAUCCUCCUUCCUUACGAGAUAAAGGGCAGGAAGAGGGGGUGAAACACCCUUGUAGAUUCAUUUGGAAAUUAAAACUUUAACGCAAUGAGGUGCAUAUACGGCCUCUUGAUUUAUCUUUUCAAUUAUAGUGUACUUUUUGUCCAUGGUGGAAGGGGAAGAAAGUUUUCGUGUAGCCGAAGAAAUCCAGAGCAUGGGAAAAUCGAAGUGAAAUAUAGAGGGAGAAUUGCAAAAUUCGUUUGUGAUCCUGGUUAUGUACUUAGAGGUGAUAAACUAGCGACUUGCCUCAAAGGCAGCUGGGACAGCUUCCCAAAAUGUGAAAAAGUUGGAGGCUGCGCUUACCUCGAGACAUUAGAAAAUGGAAGAGUUUUGAUAAGCAAGGACAUGAGCAUCAUUAAAUUUGAAUGCGAUCAGGGUUACAAGAGAUCUGGAGGGAAUGAGACGCUUGCUUGCAAGGAUUUCAGUUGGGAAAGGCACAAACCCACUUGUGAACCUGACAUUCUGAGAAGCUGUGACUUCGAUGAAAAUACAAUUUGUGAUUGGAGGAACAGCACCAGUACUGGCUUUUCAUGGCGCUUGCACCAGUUCAAGACUCCAAGUCAUAUAAUUAACACCGGCCCUUCUGGUGAUCACACACCGGGUGCAAAUGCUGCAGGGCACUAUUUAUAUAUUGAAACUUCUGGAGGGAUGCACUCUGGAUCAAAUAACACAAGGAGGUUCGCCAGGUUGUUUUCGCCCAUGAUUUUUCCGAUGAAGGGAUUUGAAACAUGUUUCGUUUUCUGGUAUCACAUGUAUGGCCUCACAAUUGGCACUUUGAAUGUUUAUGUUAAUAACAUAUUGAGGUUCACAAAAUCAGGAAAUCAAGGUGAUAGAUGGUACCGAGGAUUGGUUUCAAACUUGCCAACAAAUGAAACAUUUGUCAUUGAAAUUGAAGGCGAGUCUGGCUCUAGUUAUUUGGGAGAUAUCGCUAUUGAUGAUAUUAUGAUAACAAACAGCAGUGAAUGCCAAAAGCCUAUGCUGAUUGAAACAACUUGCCGAGGAAGGUGCUAUGAAAACGAAGAAAAUACCACAUUGUGCCGGUGCAAUCCUGACUGCAGUGAGGAUGAUUCCUGCUGUACUGACUUCAUGCACUAUUGCAGUUUAAAGACGACGACUGGGUCAGCAGAUGAGACAACAGAGGAUACCGGUUUAACCUCGACUGAAUAUUUAAAUACAUCUCAGGGGGAAUUUACUACUGACGGUGUUGAUUUUACCGAAUUCUCCCCUUGGCCCUCUUCCUUUGAAUCGCAGAGUUAUUCUUUUGAACCCAAUCUGACUACAGAGCCUGUAUCGAGUGAAAAUUCAAUUUUUACUGACUACCCUUUUUCAACCCUGUCAGAGACUGAAACUGAAAAAUCGAUCACCUCUAGUGGACCAUUUUUAAAUACAAAUAAAAAUUAUUCAGCAAUGUUGACAUCUGAAAUCUCAAUUCAUGAAACAGAAUCUGAAACAGUUCGACAGGCAAAUGAAUUCGACAAACAUACGACUACUGAUGAAUAUAUUAAUACAGUAGAUAUUGCGCAAAAUCAUACUCAUUUACAAAAUUCCUCAACCCUUACAAGCACAACUUUAAAUGACUUGACAACAAACAGUUUCCCAUUAUCAACUACUGAAAUUACUGAGAACACUGAACAAAUAACUUCAUCGUCCACUAUUAUACCUGAAACUACUACAGUUACAAAAUCACCGAAAAAGUACUCGACAAAACAAAAAAACCUUCCUUGGUCAAAUAAAAAAUGGAAAUCAAUAUAUUCACCUAAAGGUCGCUAUACAUUUUCAGCAAUCAAGCAAGAGCAAACCAACACUACUCUCACUUAUCUCUCUGUGAUUCUUGGUGUUAUCCUCAUAUUCACUUGCUUAAUAGGGGUCAGCAUUUAUAUGUUUAGAAGACAUAAACUGCACGUACCGAUUCAACAGGAGGAAGCGGAAGUUAUCUACCUCACCUCAGAUGAGGCCCUUGAUUUCACAGUUGGGCGGAGAUGAAACUGAAAAGACUUACAAACUGAAAAUAGGAGGAUAGAGGAGUUUUAAUCACUGUAAAUAAAACCAUUAUUUACAAAAAACUGUUUUAAUACUGUAAAGAUAAUUUAUAUUCUCUUGCAAACUUAAUACUUUAAAAAUCUAUUCAAGAUUGUGAAAUUAAAGCCUGUGUUGAUAGAAAUCAAAUGUUAAUUCCUAUUUAGAAAUAAAUUUCUUGC